This is a messenger RNA of Labeo rohita (rohu), 11270 nucleotides long. It is a transcript of the gene slc16a2, whose product is annotated as solute carrier family 16 member 2. The coding region runs from base 658 to 2283 and encodes 541 amino acids. Lineage: Eukaryota; Metazoa; Chordata; Actinopteri; Cypriniformes; Cyprinidae. The transcript is spliced from 7 exons. The record is from RefSeq and is a predicted model, not a curated record. Gene Ontology annotation, biological process: transmembrane transport. Gene Ontology annotation, molecular function: thyroid hormone transmembrane transporter activity; monocarboxylic acid transmembrane transporter activity.
GGGAUCUGCUCAGUGGAGAUUGUUUACUGGAACUGCUACACUGCAUUGUUCUUUAGAACGCUUCAUUGUUGCAUUGUGACAUUCGCAGAAUGCGAGUUGCUGUUAUUUUUAGAACGUUUAAUUGAUACAUUGUCGCACUCGCGUUGUUUAGAACGUUUAAAUGUUAUGUUGUAACUUCUGCAGGAUGGCGAUAAUGUAUAGAACGUUGAAUAGUUACAUUGUAGCUCUCGCAGAAUGAGCGUUUCGGAACGUUUCGGAACGCUUCACUGUUACACAGUGCAAAAGUGAGCUGAGCUGAGCAGCAGCCCACCGGGAUCCGGUGUAAAUAUUCAACAAAUGAUAGAGGAGGAGUCGGUGCACGAUAAAAGGGAUGUGAACCGAGAGCAAAGAGCUUUGGACUCGGUUUAAAGCGCGCGCUUACUGUGUUCUCCUCAGUUUGCUGGAAGUCCUGCUGCUGCUUUAUUAUGAAGAGUGAUCUCUCAUAACAGGAUUUGGGCAUUAUCGAUCGGAUUAUGAGUGAUCAUCCAUGCAAAGUGACACGAGAUUGACUUAGUUUCAGAUCUUGAGGGGAUUUAUUUCUAUUCUUCUUUCCACUCGUUCGUAAGCUUAUGAUAAAAUAGUUAUUCUGGAAACACAUCUGCAUCCGUUCGGUAUAGGAUGCACCCAGAAAGCGAUGAAAACACUGCAGGAGUAGCCAGUGGGACACCCGACUCGGAAGAAUCGACCACUGAACCGCAGGCUGGACAUACUGAAGGCUCUGCAAUGGAGCACAAAGACCCGCGGGAGUACGAGGAACCGGAGCGUAAACUCGCCCCGGAGGACAGCACGGUGCAGCUGAUACAAACCGGCUGCCCGGACAAGCGUCCGGAGACGCCGCCGCCCGGCGCACACCCGGGUCCGGGGUUCGUUCCCCCUGAGGGAGGCUUCGGCUGGGUCGUGGUGUUCGCCGCUACAUGGUGCAACGGCUCGAUUUUCGGCAUCCAGAACUCAUUCGGGAUUCUGCACAUGAUGCUGGUGAAAGACCAUCAGGAGCCGACGGACCAUGCGUCUCAGUUUAAAGUGGCAUGGGUUGGUGCUCUGGCGAUGGGAAUGAUAUUUUUCUGCUCUCCAGUGGUCAGUAUGUUCACCGAUCACUUUGGAUGCCGGAAGACGGCUGUGUGUGGAGCGUUUGUGGCUUUCCUUGGUCUUCUCACCAGUUCCUUCGCAACCACACUGGGUCUUCGAUAUUUCACAUACGGGAUACUAUUCGGCUGCGGAUCCUCCUUCGCAUUCCAGCCGUCACUGGUGAUCCUAGGGCAUUAUUUUCGACAGAGACUGGGUUUGGCCAAUGGCGUGGUGACGGCAGGCAGUAGCCUAUUUUCCAUGGGGCUCCCUGUGCUGCUCAAGAAAGUGGUGGGACCGCUGGGCCUUCCCAGAACCUUCCAGAUCCUCAGCAUUUUCAUGCUGGUCCAGUCACUGCUGGCCCUCACCUUCAAACCACUCAUGCCCAGCGGGAUGUGCCCGAUGCCAGGCAUGGGAAUGGAUGGAGGCGCCCCGUCUGGCCUAGAGUCGGCGAGCAGGUGGCAGAAGGGCCUGGCCAAAAUCAGGAAGUACUUUAAUGUACGAGUGUUCGGGGUGCUGACCUAUCGGGUUUGGGCGUUUGGCGUCGCCACGGCAGUGCUGGGAUACUUCGUUCCGUACGUGCACCUGAUGAACUUUGUGAAGGAGCAGUUUGGCGACACUCAGAGGGAAUGGGUGCUGCUUGUGUGUAUCGGAGCGUCAUCUGGAGUUGGUCGACUGCUGUUUGGGAAGAUCGGUGACCUCAUACCGGGAGUAAAGAAAAUCUACAUGCAGGUGGCCUCAUUCAUAUUACUGGGUCUGAUGUCCAUGAUGAUACCUCAGUGUGCCGUCUUCGAAGGUCUGGUGGUGGUUUUCGUUUUGAUGGGUCUUUGUGACGGCUGUUUCAUCACUAUCAUGGCCCCCAUCGCCUUUGAGUUGGUAGGGCCCAUGCAGGCAUCUCAAGCCAUCGGCUACCUCCUUGGCCUCAUGGCCAUACCAAUGACAGCGGGACCACCAAUCGCAGGACUUCUCCACGACUAUUUUGGAAACUACCACGUGGCGUUUUAUCUGGCUGGUGUUCCUCCGAUAGUGGGCGGUAUCGUGAUGUUUUUUGUGCCUCUGGUGCACCAGCGCAUGCAAAGACGGCGAAAAGAGGCCAACGACCCCAGCAUGGACAAGAUGUUGAAGAACUGCUCUAACGGAGACAUGCUGCCCGGAUACACAGACAUGGAGACACACAUAUGAAACCCACAGCCACACAAAGGGAUUCAUCUCACCAGCACUGCUUGUGGCGUGUGUUCGUGAGUGUGUGUCAGAGAUGGUGUGUGAUGUAUUUCCUCUUUGCUUGGCUCUAAUCAGACUCGAAGUCUCAAGGCUUUUCCCCCUGCUCGUUUGCUCCUCUGGAGAGGAGAUGUGAUCAUCCAUCAAGAGCCCAAACCCUCCUCCAGUGGCCCGCACUGCCAUUUCCACCGGCUCCCGAGUGACCGAACGACUUACGCAUGCAGAUUUGGACCGAAAUCACCUCCUGCUCACGUUUCGGAGAGCUCAGGUAGUGCGGGAGCCGUCAGUUGAAUUAGCUUUAGCACCUUUAUAAAGGAAACAUUAAUUUGAUGUGAGAGAGUAGCAUUUCCGGCACGGAGAAAAGUGCUGUUUUCAUUGAGCUUGAUAGUUUAUUGUCUAGAUUAUGCAAAUCAAAUUUGUAAGCUUUAGAUGUUUUCAUAAUACGAUUUUUAAAAAAUCCUCCAUAGACUUGCUCGGAAUUGAUUUCGGAACCUUUUAUGAGACAAAUCCGUCUUUCUUCGUGCACUUUCUGCUACCGACUUUGAUAACCUCAGCCGUGAUUUUCUUAUCAUAACGUACCGCAGCUGUGUAUCGCUUAUGACUUAUUGUAGAAAUGAAAACUAAACGAGGAAUCAUUUUUAUGAAUUUUUUUAAAAGCUAAUCCUCUGUCCUUAAUAAUAUCUGCUACAUUUAGUUCAGUAAUCAGCUAUGCAGUAAGGAGUUCACAAACUGUGCCAUGACCAUUGAGCCAGAUGAAAAAUAAAGGAUCAAUAUUCAUAAAGGCGGUGAAUCUCAUGAAAAAAUGCCAAAGGAAAAUAAAGAGAAAUUAUAUUUUGCAUCCUUUUUUUUUCGUUUUAUGUACAUGAAUCAGUAUAAAAACAUUUCAAAGUUGCAAAUUAAACAUUGGAGUAGUUUUUGCAAGAUAAAAUUAUUUCAUCGACACUUUAAAAAUAAAUUUAAAGUAAAUUCUACAUCAGUUUAUUCCUGUCCACCGUUUAUGCAAAAUAUAAUUUCUUAUUUUUGGGGUCAAAUAUGACCCAGAUAUUCCUUGACAAUUUUCCUGAGAUCCACUCAAGGACAAAAUCACUACAUUUUCUAUUUUUUAAAAUCUCUCUUGUGUCCUUUCUCCACAUUUGACUCCCAUUUAUUGUAUUUUUUUAAGAAAUUAUAUUUUGGUUAUAUGUGUUGUGUCUUGUUAUAUUAAAAAACCAAUCCGGCAUUUGGAUUCGAGUUGAAUGGACUUACGAAGACAAUCAAAGCGCGAUCUGAACCGAGUGACGACACUAUAAACAUGUCACAUCUGUGAUUCGUUCAAGAAUAGAAAGAACUGAAUGCUGUGAGCAGAAUGACAUAGUAGUAUUACACAAAGUGGGCCAUGUUUAUGAGUAUUAAUCAGUUACUAUGUGACAUUUGAAGCUGUGUUUAUUCUUUCUGAUAAUUUGUUGUUGUAUCGUUGAUUACAUUAACAUGUCUCACGUGUUUAGUGAGAGCAGCUUUCCUCAAUCUCUUCCAAAAACUAGUGAGCUGAAACUAUUCAGCCAAGAGAAAUAUUGAUUAUACAUCAUUAUUAGGGCUGUCAGUCGAUUAAAAGUUUGAAUCUAAUUAUUACAUGAUGUGUCGAUCAUUAAUCGCGAAUUAAAUUAGACUGUGAAAAUAUCCACAAAAGAUUGUUUAAAACUAUUUUUGGGUUAAAUGAGAAAGUAUCAAGUAGACAUUACAAACUGUAGCUUUAAAAAGAAAUCUUUUAUUUGAUUCGACAUAAAAUUUAUUACACAUAAACAUUCAGGCUGGAAUGUCCUAACAUGAACUAUGGAACAUAAAAGUGGAUAAUUUGAGAAACAUCUUAGUAUUUUUUGUUCAUACGAUGAAAAUCAUUGGUAACCAAAACAAGCUUUGUUACCAACAGUCUUCAGAUUACCUUCUUUUAUGUUCCACAAAAGAAAAGUUUGAAACGGCAUGAGGGUAAACGAGUAAACGAUGACAGUGUUUAAAUUUUUUGGGUGAACUGUCCCUUUAAUGUUUUUAAUUUUAUCAUUAUUAUUAUUUAUUAGUGCUGUCAAAUGAUUAAUCGCGAUUAAUUGCAUCAAAAAUAAGUGUUAUGUUUACAUAAUAUAUAUGUGUGUACUGUGGGGGUCAAUAUAAAAGUACAAUUUAACAUGUAACAGAAAUAUGUAAGUGUUGUAUUACUUUUGUACAGUAAAAUGUACAGUAAAAUAUAUACAGGUCUUUAUAUAUUCCUAUUUCUGCCAAAUUUAGAUAAAAUAAUUAAAUGAUAAAAAUAAAUAUUACUACAAGAUUAACCACUUAAUUGUAGAAAAUAAUGCUACAAUUAUUACCAAAACUUCUUAAACUGAAUAUUCACACAGUUUUUUUUUAUAUAUAUAUUAAUUUUAACAGAAAACCUCUGUUUGUUUUGCAAAAAAUUAAUAAAAAGGUUUCAUUUACAUUUGAUUUAAAAAAAAAUGUUUAAUGCCUUCGUUUGAUUAUCAGAAAAAUUAAAACACAAGAAUCUCUGGGGGGAAAAAAAGAAAAAGAUUGUAGGGCCCUAUUGUUUAAAAUGUUGAAAUUGAGAAUUCUGGUACUUCUUUUUUCACUGAAAUAAAUGUUUUUGUUAUUACACAGAGAGUACAGUAAACCUAGGGGAAACGCUGAAAUGUACACUGAUACUGUAUGUAUGUAUAUAUAUAUAUAUAUAUAUAUAUAUAUAUACACACACACACAUACAUAAUAAAUACACAGUGCAUACACAUAUGUUAUGUAAACAAAAACUUUUAUUUUGGAUGUGAUUAAUCACAAUUAAUCAUUUGACAGCACUAUUAUUUAUUUAAUUUUUUUAAUGAAAUGACACUCUAAAAAAGUAACUAAAUCUGCCAGCAGGUGGCGAUAAAUGUCGUUAUGAGUCAUUCACUUAUUCGAUUCGAUUAGUUCAAACGGUUGAUUCAGGAAUGUAAGUGUAAAGUAAAUGGCUCUCUUUAUAAAUGGACCUUUGAAUCAUUGAUUCAUACGAUUUGUUCAAAACUCGGAUUCAUUCAGAAACUAAACACUGCUGUGUUGGUCAAAGAUGCACAACAAUUCAGCUGUGGCUUCAAAAUUUGCAGGUUCUCUGCAAAAUGAAACAAAAACACAUAAUAGUGUUUAAAAUAUAACACAAUAUCAACUUCUUGAUACUGAACUGUUGUAUGAAAUCACAUUGAAGCUGGUGAUACAUCGGGACAAAAUCAGCACUUGUGUCAUAUUGCUUUUGCUGCCCGUGUGAUAUUGUGUGAUAUGUGAUGUGUAUAUAUAAUUAUGAGACAAAACACAUAGAGGUAUAUUUUGCACCAGUAUUUUGAAUUUUAGCGCAUAAGUGCAUUUAUAGAGUUGUUGCCCCGCAUCAUAUUUGUCAGCAGUCAACUGUAUGAAAUAUAAGAUGAUUGUGUUAACUGCGUUAAAAUAUUUGAAUCACGUUAUUAAUCGUGUUACUUUUCAUAACUAAUUAAUUAUGUUAACACGUUAAACUGACAGCCGUAAUUAUUAUACAUUAAAAUCAAUUGUGAAUCAACCACUAUUUGCGUAUGUAGAUUUGUGAGGUUAGGAUGCUGAUUUAGCCCAUAGGCUUCAAGGCAGCUCACUAGUAUUUGGAACAGAUCUGUAGUUUCUCUCUGCGCUUUCAUCUUUCCAUUUGUCAACUAUUUCCCAGAAGCCCUUUAACCACCAGUUUCUGUCCGUGUUGUCAUGGAGAUCUGUCCGUAUGAGCUAAUUAACGUUGUUUCGGGUACAUUUUCCUCAGAACUCAUUAGAUGCCCUGUUUAAAAAACAAGAGAUGGUCACGAUCUUAACCAAACUGCCUCAACCGACCCCGUCCUGCAGGUUUAACCAGGAGGCGGCGCUUUUACACUAAAGCAACUAGACCACAAGACACCUCUUCAGAUUCUAGUACUGUGUGAUGAUGUAAAUGUGGUGACUAAAGAUGCUUGUUUUAGACGAACUGAUGUCUUUAUAGGAAGAAGACGAAAUCGUGCAUACCUCAGAUGUCUGUUUUAUGGUUUCAUACUGAUAAAUGUUAGACCCUGGUGCACUUAGUAGUUCUGAUUUGCCUCCUGCAGUAGUUUGUUUGUGCAGAUUCAUGCACUGCCGUGCGAAUCUUUGAGCCUCAAAGCCAUGAUUCCUGUCAUUUAUGUCUCUCUUCCUGAUCAGCAUGUGAUUGUCAGUGCUCAUCAUAUAUAGCAGUCCCUGCAUUCAAAUGAUCAUCCUUCCUUAGAGUUGUGGUCGUGCCAUUUUUAUAUGUGUGAGGGACAAAGAAUGAGACAGACAGACACAUUCAGACUUUUAGUAACUCAGGGAGUGCAGUUUUUCAUCUUUCAUCACCCGCCCACGUAUUAGUGCACGCUGGAUUCAUAAACUGUUACUCAACACAUAUUUUAUUGAUAAAGGCAUUUGGAGUCUGAAUAGGUGAAUGGGGUGAAUCUAUAUAUAUACAAAAGUUUGGGAUUACAAACAUUUUUAAAGAAGUCUUUUUAGAAGUUUUCUGCUUAUCAAGGCUGCAUUUAUUUGAUUGAAAAUACUGAAAAAAUAGUAAUAUUGUGAAAUAUUAUUGCAAUUUAAAAUAGUGCUUUUCUAUUUUAAUAUACUUUAAAAUAGAAUUUAUUCCUUUGAUGCAAAGCUAAAUUUUUAUUUUAGCAUCAUUACUCCAGUCUUCAGUGUCACAUGAUCCUUCAGAAAUCAUUCUAAUAUGCUGAUUUAUUAUCAGUGUUGAAAACUGAAUAAAUAUUUUUUGGAAACUGAUCAUUUUUUCAGAAUUCUUUGAUGAAUAAUACAGGAUUUAUUUAAAAUAGAAAGGUUUUGUAACAAUAUACACUACUGUUUGAAGUUUGGGGCCAGUACGUUUUUCUUUCUUUGAAAGAAAGAAUAAAUAAAUUGGUAUAUUACAAUGAUUUAUGAAGACACUGAAGACUGACAACGGAGUAAUGAUGCUGAAAAUUCAGCUUGGUAUCACAGAAAUUAAUUAUAUUUAAAAUAGGGCUGUCAGUCGAUUAAAAUUUUUAAUCUAAUUAAUUACAUGAUGUUUUGAUUAAUUAAUCUAAAUUAACAUGAGCUGUGGAACAUAAAAGAAGAUAAUUUGAGAAACAUCUCAGCAUUUUUUGUUCAUACAAUGGUCAAUGGUAACCAAAACAGCUUUGUUACCAACAGUCUUCAAAAUACCUUCUUGUAUGUUCCAUAAAAGAAAGGUUUGACACGACAUGAGGGUGAGAAAAUGAUGAGAGAAUUAAAUUUUUUUUUAGUAAACUAUCCCUUUAAUGUUUUUAUUUUUGAUAUUAUUUUUUAAUGAAAUGACACUCUAAGAAAGUAAAUCUGCCAGCAGGUGAGGGUAAAUGUCUUCGAUUUGUUCAAACGGUUGAUUGAGGAAGAAAGUAAAUGGCUCUCUUUAUGAAUGAGCCUUUGAAUCAUUGAUUCACACGAUUCGUUCAAAAUGCGUAUUCAUUCAAAAACUAAACACAACUGUGUUGCUCUGAGACGCGCAACAAUUCUGCUAUGGCUUCAAAGGUAAUAUGUUCUCUGCAAAAUUGGGCAAAACACAUAAUAUAGUGUUUAAAAUAACACACUAUCAACUUCUUAUUCAAUGAACUGUUGUAUAAAAUCACAUUUAAGCUCGUAAUAGAUCAGGACAAAAUAAGCACUGGUGUCAUAUUGCUCUUGCUGCCCGUGUGAUAUUGUGUGCCAUAUGUAAAUAUGAGACAAAACGCAUACAGGGCAUUUUUUGCACAAAUAUCUUGAAUUUAGGGCAUAAUUGCAUUUAUGGAGUUGUUGCCCUGCAUCAUAUUUGUCAACAGUCAACUAUAUGAAAUAUAAGACGAAGUACAGGUCUGGGGGCGGGGCUAGUGUGUUAAAAUAUUAUAAUUGCGCUAUUUUUCAUAGAUUAUUAAUUAAGAUAACUUGUUAAACUGAGCCCUGAUUUUAAAGUAUGUCAAAAUAGAAAAGCGUUUUAAAAAUAUUACUUUUUCCUGUAUUUUUGAUCAAAUAAAUGCAACUUUGAUGAGCAUAAGAGACAUUAAAAAUCCUACUGAUCCCAAACUUCUAUAUACAGUCAUGUGAAAAAGUUCGGACACCCUAUUGAAUUUCAUGGUUUUGUGUAUCAGGACAUAAUAAAAAAUGAUCUGGUCCUUGGCAGGUCUUAAAAUUUGGAAAAUAAAUCCUCAGAUAAACAUCAUCACAUGACAUAUCACACUGUGUCAUUAUUUAUUUAACAAAAAUGCAGCCAAGAGGGAAAGGCCAUGUGUGACAAAGUUAGGACACCCUAUGAGUCAAUUGCCUGCAGAUCCACUUUUAGCAGCAAUAACUUGAAGCAUCAGUCUCUCACAUCAUUCUGGAGGAAUUUGGACCACUCUUUUUUUCAACGUUGCUCCAGUUUAUUGAGGUUUGUGGGCAUUUGCUUAUGCACAGCUCUCACCACAGCAUUUGAGUCAGGAUGAGCUCUGGACUUUGACUGGGCUAUUGCAACACCUUGAUUCUUUUCUUUUCAGCCAUUCUGUUGUAGAUUUGCUGGUGUGCUUGGGAUCAUUGUCCUGUUGCAUGACUCAAUUUUGGCCCAACUUUAGAUGUCGGACAGAUGCCCUCGCAUUUGACUCUACAAUACUUUGAUAUACAGAGGAGUUCAUGGCCAACUCAAUGACUAUGAGGUGCCCAGGUCCUGUGGAUACAAAUCAAGCCCAAAAUGAUCAGCCCCCCCUCUAGCAUGCUUGUCUUUUGGUAUGAGGUGUUUGUGCUGAUAUGCUCUAAACUUGGCGCUGUGCAUUAUGGCCAAACAUCUCCACUUCGGUCUCGUCUGUUCAAAUGACAUUAUUCCAGAAGACUUGUGUUUUGUUCAGAUGCAACUUUGCAGACCUAAACUGUGCUGCAAUGUUUUUUUUUUUUUAGAUAGAAGAGGCUUUCUUCUGCCAAGCCUUCCAAACAUGCCAUUUUUGUCCCAUAUUUUUCUAAUGGUAUUGUCAUGAAUUUUAUAAUUUAACAUGUUAACUGAGGCCUGCAGAGUCUGAGGUGUAGUUUUUGGGUUGUCUGCCAUUCCUCUGAGCUUUACACGGUCUGAUCUGGGGGUGAAUUUUCUGGGACGUCCACUCCUGGAAGGAGAGGUGUCUGUUUUAAAUGUCUUCUACUUGCGAAUAAACUUCAAAUUGUUUGAAAAUGGCCAUAUUACUCUUCUCAGAUUAAUGGCAGCAACAAGUGCUUCUCUAAGAUGAUUGCUGAUGUCUUACUCCUUGGCAUUGUGUUAACACACACCUGAAGGCUCCAGACCAGCAAACUGCCAAAUCUUAUGCUUUUAUAGAGGCAUAUAUAAGAUGUUAUAUUUACCCUCUUAAUUUCAAUGUUAACAGUAAGGGCGUCCUAACUUUGUCACACAUGGCUUUUCCAUUUUGGCUUUAUUUUUGUUCAGUAAAUAAUGACACGGCACAAUUUAUCAUGCGUUGCUGUUCGUCAGAGGUUUUAUUUUUGAAAUUUUAAGACCAGCCAGGGACCAGUUUUUUUUUAAUGAUGUCCUGAUACAGAAAACCAUGUAAUUCAAUAGGGUGUCCUAACUUUUUCACAUGACUGUAUAUGCAUUGUGAUAUCGUCAAAAAUAUUACAGUCAAUUAAAAUCUGUAUAAAGGCAGUACAGCUAAUAUGACUAUCAUGUUUUUCACACUACAUUAAUGAGCUGUUUUUGUAUUAAAGGACAGGAAAAUGCUUGAUUUAUGAAAAUGUCAUAAUGUUAAAUAAUAAUCUUAAUUUCACAUGUUCUUGUCCUAGAUUCAGACUGACUCAGACGCAGUCUGACUCACGUCGAUUAUGUCUUCCACUGAUAAUUUAGUCCAGUUUCUGCCAAAUUUGUAUGUAGGGACUGUUGUUUGUCUGUCCGUCUCUCUCUUCUCUUUCAUUCUGGUUUUGCUUUUAAUUAUUAAAGGUCAGUGCAAAAUUCACCCUAUUUACUUUCUGAAUAUGUAACUUAAAUGAGAGCUCGCUUUUAUUUUUUAACCUUGACCAACCACUCAGCUUCUUUUUUAUAUGUAAAUCUGCUUUCUAUAAUUCAUUUUAUUACUGCUCAACAUAUUUUUACUAGUUAAUUUUUUUAAAAAUCCUGUUACACUCACCGAUCUCAUAGUUUUCCUACUAAAAUAAUGAUUUAACGUUUUUUUUUCUGACCUCACAUCACUGCCUUUUUAUCCCGUCCACUUUAUUUCAAAAUGCAGUUUAAAGGCCAGAUAAUACACUUUUAUUUAUCUGUUUGUGUUGCUGCAUAUUGCAGAAGGAAUCUAAUCUAGGGGAUGCAAUAAACUUUAUUUUUCUGUAAAUGUUGAACUGGUGCGUAAACACAGUAAAGGUCUCUUUAGCUUUCGGAUCGAUACUUUAGACCGCUCUCUGCCCUUUCUGAUGUUACCAUGUGCCUGCACGCAAAGUCCUCUAAACUACAUUUCCACCAGGCUUCUCAAUUAUAUCGUUUACAGUUGUCGACACAACAAAAACAGUACUUACAUGUAAGUACACUUCUCGUAUAUAUAUAUGCAUACACACACAGAGUUGACCUCUAGGGGUCGGUGGAAGGGUCAAGCACUUUGACCUCUUGUGUCUGGAGAGUGUCCGUCCCACCUGGUGCUUACAUGUACUAUAGCGACACGUGCUGUAAAGCCUUCAACAGGCAAUAGGGCUUCAAUUAACAGUCAUUUGUCAUUCUAAAUGAUCAUAACAGGUCAGUAAAGCCAGUCACGAUAGCGUCUCUCUGUUUUUCUCUUAUUCAACUGUUCUCACUUUACACAACUGUAGCACUUGAUUUCUGAACCUCAAUCUUCAUCCUCAUCGUCAUGAAAUAUUAGCGAUUUUAAAGGAUUAUUGAAGCUGAGCUGCUAGAAAUGUGUAAUUUUGUGUUUAUGUGAAAAGUAUUUUUUUGAUCCUGUAAUGUAAUUUUUUUUCUAUUCAACCAACAAUAAACAUAUUACACACCA